UGUGUGUAAUUGGGCCGGCGUGAGGUCCAUGUUCACAAGGUCUGACCGCUGGCACCUGCUGCCCAGAUAGUUUCCACAUUGAGGAAUGCGAGGGGCGGCCUCGCUGUACGCGUCCUGCUGAUGCACUGGUUAUUCCUGUCAUUAUUUUAAUUUCCCCCGUCUUGAGAUCUGAGCUGGGGCAUCGCUGCUUUGGGAGCGCACUUCAUUCAGGCUGUGUGCGUCCCGGUGGGAGAAGGGGGAAUAAACAGUCAUGCCCCGUUCCUUCCUGAUCAAGAAACACUGCAGCACCAAGAAACCCAACUACAGCCAACUGGAGAUCCAGAAUGCCUCGGCUAUUUUGCCAUAUUUAUACGAGGGAUUGACAUUUCCACUGAUGGCACCGCCUGAGGUUCUCGCCCCCAUCAGUUGUGACCCACCAGCACUGUGGGACAGGGCUCCGAUCAGUCUCCAAAUGUGCCUGCCCCUGCCCCUGCCCCUGCCCCUGGAUGCUGAGAUUGGAACACAAGCAUCAUUCAGCAGCCAGCCGAGCCUGGAGAUCAGUGUGAAGGAAUGCCUGGCUGUCAGGGACAGCAACACCCCACUAAGGAACACUGUGAAUGACCUCAGCCUGUCCCUUUCCAAAAGAGCCAAGAGAAGGGAGACAAACAAUGGCACAUUUAAAGGAGACGGUGAAACACAGGAGAAAACCCUUGAGGUUGAAAGUACUGCUGAAGCAAUCCUGGAGAGGUUUGAGUGUUUUCAUUGUCACAAGGCAUACAAUACUUCAUCUGGUCUUUCUAAACACAGACAGCUGCAUUGUGAAUCACAGACUACAAAAUAUUUUAACUGCAAGUAUUGUGAUAAGGAAUAUGUCAGCCUGGGUGCAUUGAAGAUGCACAUAAGGACUCACACUCUGCCCUGUGUCUGCAAAAUCUGUGGCAAAGCCUUCUCGAGACCAUGGCUCCUCCAGGGGCACAUCAGAACACAUACCGGGGAGAAGCCGUUUGCCUGUCCACACUGCAGCAGGGCUUUUGCAGAUCGCUCAAACCUGCGCGCACAUCUGCAGACACACUCGGAUGUGAAGAGAUAUCAUUGCAAGAGCUGCUCAAAGACUUUCUCCAGAAUGUCUCUUCUAUCCAAACACAAGGAAGCCGGAUGCUGCCCCUUAUCUUGAUGCAAACUCUGUGAUAUUAUUACAUUCUGAUUUGAUAGCAGGCUGGA
Amblyraja radiata (thorny skate) is the source of this 1200-nucleotide messenger RNA. It is a transcript of the gene snai3, whose product is annotated as snail family zinc finger 3. Gene Ontology annotation, molecular function: DNA-binding transcription factor activity, RNA polymerase II-specific; RNA polymerase II cis-regulatory region sequence-specific DNA binding. The coding region runs from base 251 to 1153 and encodes 300 amino acids. The record is from RefSeq and is a predicted model, not a curated record. Gene Ontology annotation, biological process: regulation of DNA-templated transcription. NCBI's taxonomy places the organism in Eukaryota, Metazoa, Chordata, Chondrichthyes, Rajiformes, Rajidae. The transcript is spliced from 3 exons.